Molecule: messenger RNA, 1225 nt
Organism: Talaromyces stipitatus ATCC 10500
Lineage: Eukaryota; Fungi; Ascomycota; Eurotiomycetes; Eurotiales; Trichocomaceae
Exons: 3
Coding region: 1-1185 (394 amino acids)
Molecular function (GO): GTP binding
Source: RefSeq, a predicted model, not a curated record
AUGGCAGGGUCAAUGUACCAUUCCCAAACCAAGGACCGCUACAGUUCAAUUCCGCCGCGUUACGAGGACAUCACAAUGGCUGAUGAUCCCGCUCCGGUAACAAUCACGGCAAAUGAUAUUGUGAUUGCUGUCAUGGGCGUCACAGGAGCGGGAAAGAGCACAUUUAUCUCUUACUUUUGUCCAACAGCCAGAGCUGGCGAGGGACUUGAAUCUUUCACCAGGAGCGUCGAAGCCCACGAAGCUGACAUCGAUGAUCAACGGGUGAUCCUCAUCGAUACGCCUGGCUUUGAUGAUACCCAUCGCACCGAAACCGCCGUCCUCCGCGAGGUGGCCGCUUGGUUGAAUCGAUCCUACGAAGCCAACAUUAAGCUCGCCGGGAUCAUUUAUUUGCACCGCAUCAAUGACAAUCGACUGGGCGGAGCAGCUCUGAGGAAUCUUCGAAUGUUCAAACAGCUUUGCGGGGAAGAUCGGUUGUCGUGUGUUGUCCUUGGAACAACCAUGUGGGGUCUCGUGCCAGUAAACACAGCUAUCAAGCGGGAGAUCGAGCUGAAACAAAAUGAAGAGUUCUGGGCAGGGAUGAUAAGAAAGGGCAGUAAAGUCUUCCGACAAGAUAACGGUCUCGUCUCUGCCUUGGCGAUCAUCCGUUUUAUUCUUUCGAAGCGCAGCCGUGAUGCACCUGGUGGCGUGACCCUGCAAAUUCAGGAAGAAAUGGCUCGCGGUGCAACAUUGGAUGAAACCGCAGCAGGACGCGAAGUCAAUGCCGAGAUCGACCGACUCCGGUCACAACACAAGCAGGAACUGCGCGACCUCCGAGCUGAAUUCGAGGAGGCCCAGAAACUGAAUGAUGCUCAUUACCGGGAGGAACUCUUGAGAGUGAAGGCAGACGUGGAGAAGAAAAUGAAGGAAGAACGAGAUGAUAGGGAACGAAUGAGAGUUACGUGGGAGCAACUUAAGAAACAAAGGGAUGAAGAGUUACAGUUAGAGCGUCAAAAAGCCUAUGAAUUGGAACUCGAGCAUAGAGAAACGAUAUUAAAGAAGGAGGCGGAACUUGAUGGUCUCAAAUCUAGGAAUGACCUUGAAGCAGAACUUAUUAAAGAAAGACUGAUGAAAGAUUUGGAAAAGGCAAAAGCCGAGAGAUAUAGGGAGCAACUGAGGAGGCUGCACACCCCAUGCGUUGUUAUGUAGAUCAUUCGUCCGACGUCAAUAUGAGCUCUGUUCUUUCAUG